UAUCUCCUAGACAGAGACGUUAAACAAGCUCUAUGUGAACAUAUAUUAUAAAUCAGGGUCAAAGGUAACAAAUGCGACCAAACAGAGAAAAUGACUGCGUUAAUAAAACUUCUGCCCUAAUGUCAUUACAUCGGCAUAUUUUCCUUCGAUGAGCAGUAAAGACCAAUCAAGAACAAGUCCUGCAGGAAAACAAACGCUGCGAUUGGUUGAGACGCACCGUCGGUUUCAAGGCGCCCUGCGUUCUGUCGGGGGAAGCGGGGAUGCGUAUGGAACGGGCGCCUGGAAACCGGUGGAAUCUGCACGGAGAGUGCGGAGAACGAGCCCCUGGACUUCCAACUGCUCUGCAUGUAAGCUGAGGCGCCGCACAGUCAAGACGAAAAAAAAAACCUUGACAGAAAUAUUAGUCUUUUUGUUUGUUAAAGAACUCUUGUUUUGCGCAUAAGUGGCAACAAAAUAACGCCGACAGCACUGGAGUAAUUUGAAUCAACGUUCUUUUGAGGAAACGUGACUUUCAGCGGAAUGGAAGUAAGAGUGGACUACUUGGAGUCACUUACAAAGACCAUGAAGAAGUCAUGACACGACACGAAGAUUUCAUUUGAUAUUUUCUUCAUAAAAGACGGAACAAGGUCGAUCGUUACUAUUUCAAGCUGUAAAAACUGAACAGGGAGUAACGUAUUUGGACAUUUGCUGGAGAUUUCAGUGGAUUUUGAGCCGUUUUUCAACUCGCUUUACUCGGAUCAAAGUUUUUCUUUCCCUCCCCCCUCCUCCUCUACUAUGGCGGCGGCCAGGUCCACCACGGGCUCCGUUCUGCAGCGGAUCAUGUGGCUGUUUUACGGACUCUGCUUCUCAGCAGCUCAACAUUACAACAGUGAAAGUGGAAUAUCCAUCCCAGAACACGGCUUUUGUCAGCCUAUCUCCAUUCCGCUUUGCACCGACAUCGCCUAUAAUCAGACCAUCAUGCCGAAUCUCCUGGGACACACGAACCAAGAGGACGCCGGGCUGGAAGUGCACCAGUUCUAUCCACUGGUCAAGGUUCAGUGCUCAGCGGAUCUAAAGUUCUUCCUCUGCUCAAUGUAUGCGCCUGUUUGCACCGUGUUGGAACAGGCCAUCCCUCCCUGUCGAUCCCUGUGUGAGCGGGCACGACAGGGCUGUGAAGCUCUAAUGAACAAAUUCGGUUUCCAGUGGCCGGAGCGACUUCGCUGCGAGGCUUUCCCGGUCCACGGAGCCGGUGAAAUAUGCGUGGGCCAGAACACAUCCGAACCCGGCAGCCCGUCCUCAUCGUCUUCCCCCUACGCACCAGAGCCAGUGACCCUCCCCCCAAACAAUGGUCGACCGAACCCACGCCCGCCGCCGUACAACCCGCAGCGCCAGUUCUCCUGCCCCCUGCAGCUGGAGGUGCCAGUUUAUUUGGGAUACCGUUUCAUGGGAGUCGAAGACUGUGGGGCACCAUGUGAGCCAAACAAACCUAUGGGCAUCAUGUAUUUCCGAGAAGAUGAGGUGAAAUUUGGUCGUCUCUGGGUUGGUAUCUGGUCCAUCCUGUGCUGUGUGAGCACUUUAUUCACAGUGCUUACCUAUUUGGUGGACAUGAAGCUGUUCAGAUACCCUUAUCGGCCCAUUAUUUUCCUGUCGGGCUGUUACUUUAUGGUGGCUGUGGCAUAUGCUGCUGGAUUUUUCCUGAAAGAUAAAGUUGUGUGUGUUGACAAAUUUAAAGACGAGGGCUUCAGGACUGUGGCUCAGGGGACCAAGAAAGAGGGCUGCACUAUCCUCUUUAUGGUGCUGUACUUUUUUGGUAUGGCCAGCUCCAUCUGGUGGGUGAUUUUGUCCCUGACCUGGUUCCUUAGUGCUGGAAUGAAAUGGGGUCAUGAAGCAAUUGAAGCCAACUCCCAGUACUUCCACCUCGCUGCGUGGGCUGUUCCAGCAAUUAAAACCAUCACCAUCCUUGCUAUGGGUCAGGUGGACGGAGAUGUCCUGACUGGGGUGUGUUUUGUUGGGAGCUUCAAUGUGGCCGCUCUUCGGGGCUUUGUACUAGCGCCACUUUUCGUCUACCUGUUUAUCGGCACGUCUUUCCUCCUGGCUGGAUUUGUCUCUCUGUUCCGCAUCCGCACUAUCAUGAAGCAUGAUGGUACCAAGACAGAGAAGUUGGAGAAGCUCAUGGUUCGAAUUGGUGUGUUCAGUGUCCUCUACACAGUGCCAGCCACUAUAGUAAUCGCCUGUUACUUCUAUGAGCAGGCCUUCAGGGAGCAAUGGGAGCGAACCUGGCACAUGCAGACCUGUAAGCGCUUUGCCGUCCAGUGCCCAGCUCACAACUUUGCCCCCAUGACCCCAGACUUCACCGUGUUCAUGAUCAAAUACCUGAUGACCAUGAUAGUGGGAAUCACCUCUGGUUUCUGGGUCUGGUCUGGAAAGACCCUUCAGUCUUGGCGGAGGUUCUACAAGCGCCUUAGCAAUGGUAAUCAUGGGGAGACAACAGUGUGAGGUGGGAAUAUGAAACGGCACAGAAUCUUAGAGGUUUGAUCUGACAACCACAGAAUUGCUGUCUUUUAAGACAAAAGUGAGAUUUUGGACAUUUGUGACGAGUGGAUUCUGGUCUUUUAAAGUUGAUGCAGUAAGUCUGGUUGUUGGACAGACACACUUUGAUCUGUUUUCAAUAAAAAUUGGAUGAUUUUUCAAUACAUUUCUUUUUUUUACUCCUGGUGUUGUUGUCACCAGACGGCCCACACCUAUGGCUUUUGCAGCUUGUGGAUAAAAAGCUGGUGUUAAAUGACCACGCCGGUCUCUGAACUGUGAUGCCAGACAUGUUAAGUUACAUAGUAUGAAAUUUCCUACAUAUGUUUGAUCAUAACCUUAAAUAUUACACGUUGAAUGUACUUUCUGUCCACUAAGGUUGAUGGGUCUUUAAAUCCCCACAGACUGUGAGGUUUGAUUGGAAAUGCUGGGACCACAUUGUGUAACAUACAGCUAGCCUUCUCUGCAUGUAGCCUCAGACUGAAAUGCUUUAAUACUGUUUCAUAUUGCAGAGUACAAUCUCGUGUUUUAUUUCAAGAAGAAAAAAACACACACCGGCCGUGUCAACAGGUGGCGUGUGGCAGCCCAGAACUUAUAAUAACCAAUUUUAUUUUAUUUUUUUUUCAUUCUUUUUCCUCCACUUUGUAUUUCUGACUGAAUGUUUGCUUCUGCUUUAAAUGUUCACAUUGAAGGUGAAUGAAGUUAUGUAUUGGUUUGCACAGCUUUUAUAAGUGUUACAAAUGACUGAUCCACUAUGAGAUGACCUGACUGUAAGAGACCACACACACACACAGAGAAUCUUUCACUGUCUGUAAUGGAGACUCAACUUCUAAUUGUUUGUCCCAGUGUGUGGUCUCUCAGUGGGAUCCCCUGUCAGAAAGACUUGUUUAAGCUUUUAAAACAUCCAAAGCACAGUUUCAAGGACCUGUUUAAAGUCCUUGGAGUAGAAAUGGUGGCUCAGGAUUAGAAUGUUGUUUCAUCCUGGAUGAGGAUGUUACCCAUGAUACAGCUCUAUUCAUGGCCUAUAGUAGUAUAGUUCUAUAUUUCUUCUAUGUUGUUUCUCUUGAAGUUUUAACGACUGAAUGACUUUUUUCUGUCAACCCUGAAACAAACUUUAACUUUAUUUUGUCCUCCCAGGCAGCGUCUUGUGUGGAGAUAGUGGUUUUAUGCAUUAAGUGGGUGGAGACCACAGCAGACGUCAGUGAAAUACUUACAAAAAAACAUACAUUAAUUGAAAGAAAAAACAAUCAGAACAAUAUUUUUUUUAAAUUACCACCAAGCCUUUUAAUAACACAGCAGCAAAUAUAUGUAUAUAUUCUUAUAAAACAUUUUCAAAGUAUUUUAGGGCAGUGUGUGACUUGAUUCUUUUGUUGCCUAAAUACUUUUAAAAAAAUAAAUUCAACAGAAACCUCAGGUCAUUGAAUCUCAGAAAUGAAUGGAAAUGCAAACUUACAGAACAUUUUGUACUGAGUUUUCCUUCGUAAGGAUGUCACGUUCGUCUAUUACAAGGAAAAAAUACUUAUGCCAAAAGUUUUUGUUUCUCUACAUAUAGUAUGUUAUAUAUCCUGCAGUGUGUUGUGUCCUGCAGCACUGAGGAAAACCUCAAAGACAGUCUGACCUUAAAGACACGGUACUUCAAACCUCUAACACUGUGUCCUGUGUGAUCGUGUACCAGAAAUACUUUGUGCCAACUUCCAGUUUGCUGUCAGAACAGUCUGUGUAAAAGAACUUCACAUUUCCCAUGCCAAUGUGCUACAUACCUCAAACCCCUGGUUAUACAUUACAUGCAGGGCAAAGCACUCCCACAGGAAUCCACCUGUGGUCCAGCGUGCUUCUACCUAACAAGACAAACACACUUUGUGAGCCAAACUCUGCCAACGACAUUAGAUUCACUCGAAUGACUUGUUUGUUUGUUGUUGUUUUUUUCAUUUUCAGAAGGAAUAUGAGUGUGUUUGUGUGUAUGCAACAUACAAAGUGAACACAGGCUGUUUUUCUACAGACAUUGUAUUUAUGGGGUUACUCAUUUUUGUCUUUUUUACUCGUUUUUAUCAAAAUAUGCCUGUUGUACGUGUACAGUUUGAAUAAAGUGUUAAAAUUUGUAA
Cynoglossus semilaevis (tongue sole) is the source of this 4607-nucleotide messenger RNA. Its product is annotated as frizzled-7-A-like. The coding region runs from base 775 to 2475 and encodes 566 amino acids. The record is from RefSeq and is a predicted model, not a curated record. The transcript has 2 exons. Lineage: Eukaryota; Metazoa; Chordata; Actinopteri; Pleuronectiformes; Cynoglossidae. Gene Ontology annotation, molecular function: Wnt-protein binding; Wnt receptor activity. Gene Ontology annotation, cellular component: plasma membrane. Gene Ontology annotation, biological process: non-canonical Wnt signaling pathway; canonical Wnt signaling pathway.